Messenger RNA from Rubroshorea leprosula, 918 nucleotides. The record is from the annotation of a GenBank genome assembly. Lineage: Eukaryota; Viridiplantae; Streptophyta; Magnoliopsida; Malvales; Dipterocarpaceae.
AAAAAUCUGUGUCUGAAGAAUUAGAUAUUUACGGUAACUAAAUCUUCUUUUCGCUCACUAUAUGUUUGCGUUAUGCGGUCAUUAUCUUUGUCCUUCUCUGCACUAAUUUCUCCUCUAUAUUCUCUGUUUUCUUCAAUUUCUCAGCUGUAGGUUGUUUCAGCCAUGGUGAGUGCAAAUGUUGCUCGGAAUGUCGUCGGUAUUAUCGGGAAUGUCAUCUCCUUCGGCCUCUUCCUCUCCCCAGUUCCAACAUUUUACCGUAUCAUUAAGAAGAAGGAUGUGGAGGAGUUUCAGCCAUUUCCUUACCUGGCUACUGUUCUGAACUGCCUCUUCUUUACGUUAUAUGGACUUCCCAUCGUUGUUAAGAAUAACAUCCUUAUCGCCACCAUCAACGCAGUUGGUCUUGCAAUCGAGUUAAUCUACUUGAGUAUCUUCUAUCUUUACUCUGGGAAAAAGAUGCGGAUUAGGGUCUCGCUUAUCCUUCUGGGUGAAGCUGUUUUGAUGGCUGUAGUUGUUGUGAUCACCAUGUUUGCUUUGAAGUUCAAGCAUAGGACUGUGUUUGUUGGAAUUAUGUGCGAUAUCAUCAGCAUUAUUAUGUAUGCUUCACCUCUUGCUAUCUGGAAGAAGGUUAUUACGACUAAGAGUGUGGAGUUCAUGCCAUUCUAUCUCUCCUUGGCCAGCUUUUCCAAUGGCUGCGAACCCGUCGGUGAGCUUUACAGGUUUCCAACGGGAACCUGUCGGUGAGCUUUACAGGUUUUCAACGGGAACUCGUCGGUGAGCUUCGCCCUUGCCUACUGAGACCCCCCUUUCCCCUUUCAUUUUCGUCUGUCGAGACCCCCCUUCCCCUUUCAUUUUCGUCUGUCGAGACCCCCCUUCCCCUUUCAUUCUCGUCUGCCAAGACCCCCCCAUCCCCUUUCAUUU